UUCGGGGAUAGAAAUUCAGUGAACGGCUUGUGCUUCCGUCUAUCUCACGUACACGGUAGACUAACUCCUAAAACCCUAAUUGGUGCGGUAUACCUCCACCUCCAGUGCUAUUUCCAAUUUUGCCUGCUGCAGCUUCAAAUCAGAUACCUAAAACCCUCUGCAUCUGAGAGCUUGCAAUCACAACACUUUCGGUUCUCUCCCACCGAGAUCUAAUGGCUGCCCCUAAUGCGCCGACGGUUUUGGACAAGGAACAGAUUUUUGGUAUGGCAGAGAAGGAGAUGGAAUACAGGGUUGAGUUGUUCAACAAGCUUACCCACACAUGUUUCAACAAGUGCGUUGAGAAGAAGUACAAGGAGUCUGAGCUAAACAUGGGUGAAAACAGUUGCAUUGAUCGGUGCGUGUCUAAAUAUUGGCAUGUGACUAAUCUAGUCGGCCAGCUGCUUGGUUCUGGUAGGCCUCCCAUGUAAAAUGUUGUCUAGUCCCGUUAGAGACAUGCUCUUCCUCGGACAGAUGCUUGGUUCUCCGGUGAUGUGGAGAUUGUAGUUGUUUGCAUUGUUAUGCCCUUUUGUUUUUCUCAUACUGUCAUAAGGUGAUUCCAUUUUGUUGGUCUCCGGAAGAAAUAGGGACAGGUUUUAUCAUAAGUCGCCCUAUGUUCAGGUCCAUAGUAGAAUUGGGCAUUCAUAGUGAAGAGUUCUUAAUUAUUUUGUUUUCUUGAAUAAUUGCCAUUGUUUUCGAUGGUUAUGGUUACACUGUAAAAUGUUGUGAUACUUAUACAUUUUCAGCAGCUUUGUUAAAGAAAAGGAGUUACGAGGA
Molecule: messenger RNA, 813 nt
Organism: Pyrus x bretschneideri (Chinese white pear)
Lineage: Eukaryota; Viridiplantae; Streptophyta; Magnoliopsida; Rosales; Rosaceae
Product: mitochondrial import inner membrane translocase subunit TIM10
Exons: 6
Coding region: 213-467 (84 amino acids)
Biological process (GO): protein insertion into mitochondrial inner membrane
Cellular component (GO): mitochondrial inner membrane
Source: RefSeq, a predicted model, not a curated record